AUGGCGGAAGGAGACCCCUCGUAUAUAGACUACGAGGCCUUCCUGGACCCGGCGUUUUCACCGUCUUCAUUUGCCAAUACACUGGUGAACAGCACAAACAAUGCAACAGACACCCCGCUGGAUCUAUCAACGCCAUUAUCCCGGGUACUAUUUGAUCUCCAGGAGAUCGACACACACAUCCAUGCAUUGACAACAAAAUCAGCCCUCCCAUUGCUUGCGCACAUGCAAGACAGGACGGCAGCAGCAGAUCACAUUCUCAAGGAGUCAGGGACGCAAAUUGAAUCAGUGACCAAAGGAUAUGAACGCCUCCAAAAAGAGGUGAUCCAAAAAUGGCAAGCGGCCGACGAAGCUCGCAUUGCCGCCGAAAACUCACUGGCGACAGUCAGGCUAGCACGGGCAGUCAUGCGCUGUUUGACAUUGGGUAGACAGUUGGACAGUCAAGUCGCUGAAAUUACAGGCCGAGGCUCAACAGGACCGGCAAUCUCAGCAAGCGCGGACGGAGCGGCAUCACCGUCCGGGAAAGACGGAUUCCGUGCAUUGGAACGAGCUGCGUACACGAUUCUCAAUCUGCGAGAAAUGUUCUCAGCUGCGGCGGAAGGCGAAGAGGGCUACGGCCUGGAUCGGGUGAAGGUUAUUCGCACUCUCCAAGGAGAGUUUGUCAUGCCUGCAGAGAACAUGGUCAAAUCCAGAGCGCAGCAAGCCAUAAGCCGAUUCUCGUUGUUUUCAGUUUCAGCAAGCGGCAACGGCCAGUCCGUGCCAUCUGGCUACAAACAAGCCCGAGAUGCGCGAGCACGCCUAGCAACCGCUGCCACUACUUUAUAUCUCCUUUCACCCAUCCCCAAAGGAGCCACCACUGCAACCGACUACAAGCCCGAACUCCUGUUGUCAACAUUACAAGGGUACAUGCACACGGCAAUCAUGACAUCCGUGAACUCACUCGCCCGAGCCCUCUCCCAACUCCCAACCAUGGACCGAACGCUAGCCGACAUCUCCUCCAGAUGCCAAGACAUCGUCGCUCUUGAGACUAUCCUCAAAACCCUACGCCCACCACCUCACCCUCUCUUGAAUUUGGCCACAGCCGACGAGACCGCCGAACCCCAAACAACACCAUCGAACACGCCUAACCUCUUACAGCCUCUCCUACAGGCCCUGGACACUUCAUCACUACCUUCCUACUACUGGCGCUCCCUCGCCUCAUCCCUCACCUCUCGCGUCCAGGAAAUUGUCAACCGUGGUGGUGUCUCUGCACGAACACUACGAUCUAACCGUGAUCGACUGAGAGUCGAGAUUAAGGAGUGCGUACUUCGUGCAUCGCGUGUCUCCGCAACUAGCUUGUUAGCCGAGAAGGGUCGAUCAGGAACCGAGACUGUCGUUGUGGGCAACUGGGAACGAGAAGCUGCCGUCAUGGUGAGCUCUGUUGUUGGUCCACUGGGACGGUAG
This is a messenger RNA of Penicillium antarcticum, 1440 nucleotides long. RefSeq names its product putative Golgi transport complex component Cog5. The coding region runs from base 1 to 1440 and encodes 479 amino acids. Gene Ontology annotation, biological process: intra-Golgi vesicle-mediated transport. The record is from RefSeq and is a predicted model, not a curated record. The transcript has a single exon. Gene Ontology annotation, cellular component: COG complex. Lineage: Eukaryota; Fungi; Ascomycota; Eurotiomycetes; Eurotiales; Aspergillaceae.